GUCGCAAGUCGCAACUACUGAACUUCCCUAAACUUCCCCGGAGUUGCGUUCCGUUUGGUAGACCGAACUUACUUAUCCAUCAACCCUUUGUAAUUGAUCAAACAAGCAUCCAGAUUGACCCUCCAUUCCGGCGACAAUAUGGCGACAGACACUAAGGACGUGAAGGACGUUAAAGACGUCAAAGACGAAACUCCUGCCGACACUCGGGAUGCGCUUGAAGUGCUGGAAUCUGAAGCCAAGGAGUGGGAGAAGGAUGCCGAGAUCGACCGUAUCUUGAAAGCCUUCCGGCUCGACGCCUACUCAGUCCUCGGCCUCAAGCCCGGCGUGACCGAAUCCGACAUCAAGAUUGCUUACCGCAAAAAGUCCCUGCUGAUCCAUCCCGACAAGACCAAAAACCCCUUGGCGCCUGAGGCGUUCGAUAGACUGAAGAAGGCGCAAACGGAGCUAAUGGAGGAGAAGCACCGCAAGAACCUAGACGAAGCUAUCGCGGACGCGCGCAUGCUGCUGAUCCGCGAGAACAAAUGGACGGUCGACAGCCCUGAGCUCAAGACGGCCGAGUUUGAAAAGAAGUGGCAGGAAAAGACCAAGUUUGUGCUGAUCGAGAACGAGCAGCGACGACGCAGACAGCUCAAGGCGCAGAUGCAGGAGGAAGGCCGCGAGCAGCGGAAAGCUGACGAGGAGGCUGAGCAGCGCAAGCGCAAGAGGCAGCACGAAGAGGACUGGGAAAAGACGAGAGACCAGCGCAUCGAUAGUUGGCGCGCGUUUCAAAAGGGCAAGUCUGGGGAUUCGGAUAAGAAAAAGAAAAAGAAGUUGAAGCCUAUUGGCUGAGCAAGAAGAACCUGCAAUGCUCUUUCAUAUGAGCAUGCGCAGCAAUAUUCAACUACGGCAAUUGCAAGAUGUGUUCAUCAACGAUGCAGUAGCGGAGCUUACAACGAAUCGAAGGAAGCCAUUUUUCUUGGGUUUAGAGGAAUGGGGGUGUUUACACGCAAAGCUUUGGGUCGCGACUUGGUCGCUGUUUUAUGGGACAAGGUGCUUAUACAUAUACACAUCAGAGAAUCAUGAGGCAUCAGCAUUUUCAGGUAUCUUGGCAGCUACAACAUCUGAUAGUCGAGGUUCCCGCUCAAAGAUUGCUUUACACCCCUCUCAUAUUUUCUAUUCCAGCAUCAGCUGACAAGUUUGACGGUACGUCGGGUAUCUCCCUUCCCUCCUGUUAUCUUUUCUUUGUAUGAAUGCUCGUCCUCGUCCCCCUCUUUGUGAAUGUUUCAGCUCUUUUGUAACUUGUAGGUUGUGCAUGCCCUGUUUUGAGUCUACAUGGUAUGUUGGUAGAUUCAAUGACGAAGAUUCCGACACUUUUUCCAUGAUAAGAAUUUCGAAGAUUUACUGCAUCGCCUCCUUCACCUUGGGCGCGUGCUUCUUCUUGUACUGCACAAACCUUCCCAGGUUUAUCAGUGCCUCAUCGGCCUUUAUCCUCAACUCCUCAAAGGCCCUCUUGUUGAUGCCCUUGGCAACUGCCUUCAACUUGGGCUGGAGCUCCUGGAGGUGGCUGAAGAAGCCGUCCUUCCAGAAUACUUCGGCAUCGCACGUGUAUUCCUCAUCGCCAUAAAUGUCGAACACUUCAUUUAGUGCCUGAAUUAUGUCCGCCGGGGGGACUCCAAACUCUCCAGCACUACCGAGAAGAGUCAUCAGGAAGACACCAACUUCGCGGUUAAUAUCGAUAGGGGCGGGGUCGCGAGCCAGAGCGCCGAGAACGCCAAUGCACUUAACGCCAAGGCCUUGGAAGGGAUCCUCCUGAGUUUGUUGCUCCUUAUUCUUGUCGUCUGCAUCAGAGGUGAUAGUGGAUUGUUGUUGCGCCUUGGACACUUGGUAAAGAGACAUGAACUUGCGGUGCUCGUUUCUGCUGAGGGGGGUGGUGCCGUUUAGACUGCGGGCCACAGCCCACGCGAGGCUGGUCACUUGAGUGGCAAGCUGCAGGUCGGCGCUAUCGGCUUCGAGGAUCGGGGAGAUGGUCCGCUGCCAGAUUCUCUUUCCGGCGGGUGCCCAUGCUUUCCAGAUGUUGGCGUUUUCACCGUCAGAGAAGUCGAUACAUGAAAUAGUCCAAGCAAUAUUGUUGAGCGCGCUGAUGGCGUGGCCCUGAAUAGCCAUGCUAUUGUCAUCAUCCACAGCAAUAUUGGUCAGCCGGAUAAGCUGAGGAAUCGCCUUGUUUAUAAGUUCGCGAAGUGUGGGUAGAUCGUCGAGGUCGUCUUCGUUGUCGUCUUCGGAAUCCAUGCCGGUAACCUUCUCUAGGUCGGCUUCAUCGAACUCUGCAUCAUCUGAAUCGCCCUCUUCCUCAUCGCCCUCCUCCUCCUCAUCCUCUUCGUCGUCCUCCUCGUCCUUAUCGUCACCAGAGCCCUCGUCAACGUCCAUAGCGUCGUCGUCCUUCUCGGCUUCUUCGAACCCAUUCCACUCUUCGUCCUUGGAAGCACUACCAGGCUGAGGGCGGUUACCCUUUUCCAGUGCGGUCUGCAGGUCUGUUCCAAUCGAGGCCACAAUCUCAAGAGCAACCUGCAUCAUUUGAGCCCAGCUAUCGGCCUGGCCAUUGGCCUUGUUGCUCGGAGGAGGCAGUUCUAAGGCCUUGGAUAAGGUUGGAACAAGCAUGGCGUCGCAAGCACCAUCCUUGCCUGGGCUGUGAUCCAACCACUGAAGCGACGCAAACACAUUGUGAAGGACUCCGCAAACGAACACGGAGCGGGGACCGCCAGCAGCGACAAGCUCAAGGAGUUUGUCGUAGCAUCGGGUCUCUUGGUCGUCGGUGAUGGCUUGGCCGAGUGGUAGAUUGUCUUCGGAAAGCGUCAUGAGGCAGGAGAGAGUCUCCUCGAAGGCGGCUUGGGGAACGGCCUCGGUGGCGACGAUGCGGAAGAGGAAGCGAACGACGUUCUGGUUGGCGACAAUAGCCUCAAGAAUCUCAUCGCGAGCAAGGGCGAGGGAGCUAAGAAGGACGAGGAGGGAAUGGCUCAUGUCCCAUACGAUGCGCUGCUGGCCUUUGGUGAGUUUCGCAAAGGGCGGCUCGGUUGAGGCAAGCGUUUCGUUAAGGGCCUUGGCGGCAUGUUCGAUGGCGGUUAAGAUGUCGAGUCUGUAGAGGUGAACGCAGAAGUCGCUCUCCUCCUCCUGGACGAGAACCUUGAGAAUCUCCCAGCCGGCGGCGCGGCUAUCGAUGCUGUUGUCGGUAAGGGUCUCGGUAAGCACGAUGGGUACGAUCUGUUCACGGAGCAGAAGCUUUCUGCACUUGGUAUCCUGGACGAUGUUUGCGAUGGCACCAGCAGCGGCUGUGCGAGACUUGAUAUCGGGGCUCUGUAGGUCCUUGACGACGGGGAGAAUGCGGCUUUCGCGCAAGGCAGCGAGCUCGGGGUCCGAUGGGGGCUUCACAGGCUUCGCGAUAGGGUCGGCGCGAUUGGGCCGGACUCUGUUUUUGCGGGACUUGCCCAUCUUGUAACACCGAAAUGUGAAAAGACAAUUGUUGGAGGACUGGAAAGAUUGGGAUGGUUAAAGAUGAUGUGUAAUCGGCGACGUGGGAAGCAAGCAAAGAAAG
Messenger RNA from Neurospora crassa OR74A, 3565 nucleotides. Its product is annotated as DnaJ domain-containing protein. The record is from RefSeq and is a predicted model, not a curated record. The transcript has 4 exons. The coding region runs from base 139 to 828 and encodes 229 amino acids. NCBI's taxonomy places the organism in Eukaryota, Fungi, Ascomycota, Sordariomycetes, Sordariales, Sordariaceae.